AUGAUUAAUGGCUUGUGCAAAAGUAAAAGGGUCGAUGAAGCCUUGAAUCUCUUUGAAGAGAUGUGUCGCAAGAACUUGGUUCCUGACACGGUAACUUACAGUACUCUAAUUGAUGGCUUGGGAAAAUCAAGGAGAAUCCUUUGUGCCUUGGAGCUUCUUGGAAAGAUGCAUGAUCGAGGUCUACCCGCUGAUAUAGUCACUUACAGUUCUUUGAUGGAUGCUUUGUUCAAUAUCAAACAACAUGACAAGGCACUUAUGUUAUUCAAUCAAAUGAAAGAGAGUGGCACUGAUCUAGAUAUAUAUACAUACAACAUACUUAUAGAUGGCCUGUGCAAAAGUGGAAGACUUAAAAAUGGCAAGAGACAUUUUUCAAGAUCUUUCCGUGAAAGGCUAUCCUCCAAAUGUGACGACAUACACCAUUAUGAUCAAUGGGCUUUGCAAAGAGGGUCUGCUUCAUGA
Molecule: messenger RNA, 459 nt
Organism: Arachis ipaensis
Lineage: Eukaryota; Viridiplantae; Streptophyta; Magnoliopsida; Fabales; Fabaceae
Source: RefSeq, a predicted model, not a curated record